UAGCUAGAAUUGAGUGCACAUAUAUAUGACUUCACAUAUCACAUAUGUGUAUGUAUACAUAUAACGAUUCCUGGAUUAAAGAUAUAUUACAAAGUUAUUGCUUUUUUUUUUCAAGAAGCUACUAACCUAAAGAUCAUAGCUAGAAUUAAAUACAUACUAUACGGAGAAUCAGAUGACAUUUAAUUAUAAUGAAAAGCCUGGGGGCAGUUUGGCGCACUAUUUCGAGCUCUUCUAUGGUAAUUCUUGAGACAGCCGCAGGCAGCACAAGUCAGGGCGGCAGAAGUUCCCUCUUCGCCGCCUGCCAUGAACUCCUGACAGCCGUCCAGGACGGCGGCGUUUCCACCGCUGCUGGCGGCAGCGUGAUUCCUGCGGCAUUCGGCAUACCGGUAUAUGCCGGAAGCAUCUUCGGCAGUGUUCCUUCUGGUCGUGUCUCUCUUCUCCACCGCUUUGUUCUUCCUCAUGCUACACUCGCUUCUUCAAUUGAUAAUAAUAUAGUAAUUGUAUCUCAGGAGAAAGGAAAUUGCGCUAUUAGGAGUAUAAAGUAAUGUAUUAGGAAACUAAAUAUAGCUACUAAAGCGCUUGGCACGUUAACAAUAUAUACAUACACGCGUGUGAUGCCUUCCAUUAAUGAUUUUCCUUAAAUUAAUGCACUUUUUAGAUGUAGAUGUUAUGAUUGGCG
This is a messenger RNA of Cuscuta europaea, 679 nucleotides long. The record is from the annotation of a GenBank genome assembly. NCBI's taxonomy places the organism in Eukaryota, Viridiplantae, Streptophyta, Magnoliopsida, Solanales, Convolvulaceae.